AUGUCGCCGGGCAAUGAUCCUUUGAAUGCGGUCCAGUGGUCGCUGUCGCAAUUCGGUGUGGACACGUCGACAAUGUUCCCUUUCCCCCGGGAGGUGACUCCCUUCCCCCUCCCUCAGGAUCUGGCCCUUCUCUCCUAUUAUGACCCAGCCAGGAUCGAUUAUUACUACGGCGCCCUCUACAGCCUCCCCGCUGCGCCCGGCGGCCAGAAAUACGGGACCUGCGAGGAGAUCUACGGGCCGGCGUACAUCCGGAAGAGGAACGAGAGGGAGAGGCAGCGGGUGAAGUGCGUGAACGACGGCUACGCCAAGCUGCGCCACCACCUUCCCCGGGAAUACACAGAGAAGAGGCUGAGCAAGGUGCAGACGCUGAGGGCGGCCAUGCGAUAUAUCCUCCGCCUGCAGGAGGCGCUGCGCUGGGGGGACUCCGAGGAGGCCGCAGACUCCCUACAACCAAUCGGCAAGAUGAGGGCGAGUGACGCCCGCCAGGGACGCGACUUCCUCCAACGCUCGCAGAGAUGA
Molecule: messenger RNA, 519 nt
Organism: Nanorana parkeri
Lineage: Eukaryota; Metazoa; Chordata; Amphibia; Anura; Dicroglossidae
Gene: ASCL3
Product: achaete-scute family bHLH transcription factor 3
Exons: 1
Coding region: 1-519 (172 amino acids)
Biological process (GO): regulation of transcription by RNA polymerase II; developmental process
Molecular function (GO): protein dimerization activity; RNA polymerase II transcription regulatory region sequence-specific DNA binding; DNA-binding transcription factor activity, RNA polymerase II-specific
Source: RefSeq, a predicted model, not a curated record